AUGAUUGGAAGUGAUGGUGCCGUCAUCGAGCACAGAUCCUAUGCCCGGGUCGGGCUACUGGGCAACCCCAGCGAUGUGUACAAUGGGCGCACAAUAUCAUUCAGCCUCGGGAACUUCUGGGCUCAAGUUAGAUUGGAGCCUUCUGAAAAUCUUUCGAUCCUUCCUCACCCAGCUCUUGAUCUCCUCCAAUUCGAUUCUCUUCCUCAUUUGCUAUUGACCAUUGAAGCUUUCGUUUUUGUUUGGUUGUGCUUUUGGAUAAUGGGAUUCUCAAAUUCCUUUUCGGCGGGUGUUGUUAGUAAUGAUGUAGAUUUGAAUCUAUGGUUAAUCGGUUACAAACUGAUGGUUAUUAUGGAAGGGUAUGUCUGCUCAUGGCAAUUUGUAAAAUUUUCCACAAUUAUUGCAAUGAAAAUGGCAUCAGAUUACAUAUGGGGAACUUUACACUGGCUUACGAUACUAACAUUCCCCGCCAGCUGCCUUCUUGAUUUCUACCAAGUCAGGCACCUGAUAAACGUCGAAGUCCGGCCAAACCUUAUACUCAAUGCAGAGAAGGAACUGGGAAUUGUUGCUGGCCUCCAAGAUAGAGUAGCUCAAGUUUAUGAAGGCCUCGUCUAUAUGGAUUUUAACAAGAAACACAUGGAAGACUUUGGGCAUGGUGAAUAUAUACCUAUGGAUGAAGGUCUUUUGCCACCACUCUACCUUAUCUAUGCCGAGAACCCUAGCGAUUCUGGAAAGGUUCAUAGUACGGUUAGACAACGGUGGUUAAAUGGUGAAAAAUUCAUCAUAUCAUCAAUGGAGGAAGUUGCUAGCAUUGCAUUGGAAGGAAGGACAGCAUUGCUCGAAAAGGACUAUACAAAAUAUGCAAGCCUCAUGAACCGUAACUUUGAUUUGAGGAGGCAAAUGUUCGGAGAUGAUUCCCUUGGUGCCCUAAACAUUAAAAUGGUCGAAAUUGCUAGACGUGUUGGUGCUGCUUCAAAAUUUACAGGCAGUGGAGGUGCAGUUGUUGUGUUUUGCCCCUAAGGACCCUCACAAGCGAAGCUUUUGGAAGAUGCCUGCAAAACGGAUGGUUUUAUUUUUGUGCAGAUCAAAGUCAUGCCAUCUUUUCUGAAUGAAGUUGAUCGCGGAACCAUGUCAACAAGAUGAAACAUGAUUCGUGUGUCUGCCCAUAUUUGGGUGGAUGCUUUUUAAUUCUUUUAUUUUUUUUGGCCUUGUGAAUUGUGAUCAUAAAUAAGGCUACAACAUCUUCUUCACCAGAUUGGACAUGAUGAUACAUGAAUACUUUGAUAAUAUAUCCAGAUUCUGUGUUAUCUCAAACUUCUCUGUAUGACUUUGUAAUGCAUUACCAUGUUCUGAAAUUUUAGAAAGAAUCACCAGCAUCCAUCUUUGCGAAAACCGAAACAUUUGCCUUGCUUUGGAGGUUUUGCCCGAGAAAAUUUGUAGAAGUUUGAGAUUAACAAGCCCUUGUAAAAUCUAAAACUAGCAGUAAUGCUGCUAAAUUUUUAGAUAAAGAUGUAGAAGGAAAUGAA
Messenger RNA from Striga asiatica, 1523 nucleotides. NCBI's taxonomy places the organism in Eukaryota, Viridiplantae, Streptophyta, Magnoliopsida, Lamiales, Orobanchaceae. The record is from the annotation of a GenBank genome assembly.